Messenger RNA from Prunus armeniaca (apricot), 543 nucleotides. Lineage: Eukaryota; Viridiplantae; Streptophyta; Magnoliopsida; Rosales; Rosaceae. The record is from the annotation of a GenBank genome assembly.
AUGGCGUCCAGAUACAUAAGGGAGUUUUUGGCUUCGGAGGCUUUUAAAAACGCAGGGAGAGAAGUAAGCGACGUCGUUCCACGACUGGUGAAGUUUCUCUGCUGCCUCCAAGUCACCAAGACUCACCUUUUCACCGUCACUCUGUCCUACGGUCCCAGCAUGCUCCCGACCCUCGGCCUGGCCGGAAAUUUGUGCUUGGCUGAACGCAUCUCGCCCCGGUUCGAAAAACUGGGUGUUGGGGACAUUGUCCUCGUACAGUCCCCUGAGGUUCCUUGGAAGUUCAUGACCAAGCGCUUGAAAGCCAUGGAAGGCCAGUCUGUUACAUAUUUUGUCGACCCUAAAAACAGUGACAAGUCUGAGACCAUUGUGGUUCCGAAGGGGCAUGUUUGGAUAGAGGGAGACAACAUCUAUGAGUCAAAUGAUUCAAGAAAAUUUGGGCCUGUUCCUUAUGGACUUCUUCAAGGCAGAGUCUUUUGGAGGAUAUGGCCACCUAAAGAUUUUGGAUCGUUGGUGCAAAACAAAGGGAAGGAUUCUGUCUCAUGA